GUGUCGGAAAUCGAGAUGGCGGCGUCAAGUAGACAAGACCAAGAACACACAGGGCUUCAGCUACCCGUAAAUUCUGUAAAAUCGCUCUUGCUAAACCACUUCGAAAGGAGAACUUUAGGGGAAAAACUUCGCGUUAAAGAACUUGGACCUGAGAAGCCCGGUCUGAAUUUAACACAGCAGACACAGGAGAAAGGUAAAACGUACCAGAGGAGCUCUUGAACUGGUAUGACAUGAAGGCUUGGCUAACUGGAUGUAGUUUUGCAAAUGCAGUAUUCUGCUUCCCGUGUUUACUUUUUAAAAUGCCGGGGACAGAUAUUGUAGGGGCUGUAACAGGAGUUAGAGACCUAAAACAUUUAUCAGAGCGGAUUAAAAAACAUGAAUGCUGGAAGGUGCACAUGAACAACGCCGUCAAGCUAGCCAUGCUAGACAGGACUAGCAUAGCUGCGCAGCUGGAUGAAGGACACAGGAGAGAAAAAUCAAGGAAGAGGUGGAUAAAAAUACACAUAUUUUAUCGAAGAUCAUUGAUUGUGUGAAAUUCUGUGGAGCUUUUGAGUUGGCAUUGCGAUGCCACGAUGAGACAGCAUCGUCCGACAACCCCGGCAUUUUUCGAUGAUUAGUCGACCUUGUGGCCUCGCUGGAAGGUGUGUUAGAGGAGCACCUGAAGACCGCCACUGUCUUUAAAUCCACCUCAAAGACAGUUCAAAACGAACUUUUGGACAGUAUGCUGACGGUUCUUCGAGACUGCAUUCUAGAGGAUAUAAAAAGGGCAGAUUAUCUGGCCAUUCAGGCAGAUGAAACAACAGACACUGCCACUCAUUGUCAGCUGGUGCUUGUGCUACGUUACAUUGACAGCCUGAAUAAAGUCCGAGAGCAUUGUUAUGAGUUCAUCCAGCUUCCAAACGCGACCGCUGACACAGUCGCCACUGCGGUGUUGGAAAGGCUGAAGACUUUUCUUCCUGAAGGACAACGGGGAAAACUAAUCGCCCAGGUCCAUGACGGAGCUGCCGUGAUGAGAGAAGCCACAGGUGGCGUGCAGCGCAAGGUUCAAGACGUGUACGGGAGUGCCCACUACGUUCGUAGUAUCUUUUCACAAGAUCAUGGCACAUGUAGACAUGCUGUUUAACCAGCUGCAGAAGAGGAACAUGGACUCUGUCUACAUCACAGGAGUCAUUCAGAGGUUCACCAACAGCAUACAAGCUAUCAGGAAUCAACAGCAGUUAUAAAUGUGGCAGAUGAGCUCAAGCAGCUCAACAGCUCUCAGAGAAGUGCCACUGCCAUCGACGCAGUCACCAAGAAGAAAGAGGAAAGGACACCGUGGAGGUAUCGACUCUUCGGGCGCCCCUUGAAAAAGGAAAAUCCUCCUAAAGACAACAAGCAAAGCGUCACCACCUCAGAUGGCAAAAAAUCAAAGGAGGUGAAGAAGCCACGUUGGUGGAUGUGUUGGAAGAAGAGAUGUAAGGUUGGACCCAUCCCCGAAGAACAAAAGCCGAAGGAGGCGUGCCACUCCAAACCUGAAACGCCUAACCACCACACCAAGAAGGAGGAACAGCCAAAACAGAACAAUGUUCCUAAAGACCAACCUAAGAGAAAGAAAGAAGUUACAGUGGCCCCCAUAAAGACCCCUAGAUAUAAGCAGAUGAGCUGUCUUGGGUUUCCCAACCCAGUGCAGAUCUGCUAUAUGAACUCCUGCUUGCAGAGCCUCCUGACACUGGUAUGCUUUAUCAGAGACAUUAGCCAACAGCAGCAGGUUUGGAGUCUGAGCCCCAACGCAUCAAUCAUAAGAUCAUUAAUAGAUAUCAAAGAGUCCCAUUUCUCCAGUAAUGUUCGUCAAAAACUCAGCGUUCUUGCUGCAUUCAAGAAGGCGGUGUCGCUUAGGGACAGUGAAUUUGAAGAUCUCAGUCAGAAAGAUGCUCAUGAGUUCCUCACGUCCGUGCUGCACCAGAUCAGGUCCUUGGGCCAAGAGCUGCAGGUGCUGGCUGCCAGCAAUGGCACCAUCUACAGCUGUCCGGUGGAGAAUAACAUGGUGUUUAAAAUGCUAAACACCAGGAAGUGCAAGAGUUGCGGAACAGGAUCUGCUAGAGAGGAGGAUUUCACAAACUUAUCCUUGGACAUGAUACCCGGAGGAGGAACAGUACAUGAGAUGAUCGAAGAUUACCAGAAGGAAACGCAGUUGGAGUAUUUAUGCAAGUGCGGUGGUACCGUGUCAGGCCAGCAAUCAUCAUUCAUCAAUCUGCCAAGAGUGCUCGUCUUACAUGUGAAGCGCUUCAAGUAUUCUCCAACAUACCAGCUGAUAAAGGACCAUGACCCCAUCGUCCUCUCCAGAGAAGUUGUGGUGUCAUCCAGGAAGGGUGGUGGCUGCUACAGUUUGGUUAGCACCAUCAACCAUAUCGGCGCCACAGCAACAACAGGACACUACAUCUGCGACGGGGUGGAUCCAGAUGUCGGCCAGAGAGACCCGACUGACCGGUGGUUCACCUACAAUGAUGCAAUGGUCACUGAGACAAGUGGUGCCUCUGUCUGUGACCACCGGCAAAGAUCUUCCUACAUCCUGUUUUACCAAAGACAGGAAUAGACGGCGGGACGCUCCUCAAGAAGACUGGACACCAUCAUCAGUCAUCUUGAUCCCUAAAACAACAAGUCCUCCGAACAACAACCACGGAAUGAGCCGUGGAAAGGUAGGUGGCUAAUUUCUCUGCCUUUCAUUUCAGAGUUUGGGUGAAGAUGGAGGACUGAGAUGGAGAGAUCAUACCAGUACACCCAGAGAGAAAGAUGGAUGAAGACCACAUCCUUGGGCAGAUGGAUGAUGAGCAUGUCCUGUUGCUAGGAGGAGCAGAAAGAUCGCCAGCCCUCAGGAGGAACGGCCCCCCCCCCCCCCCCCCCAGAG
Messenger RNA from Seriola aureovittata, 2884 nucleotides. RefSeq names its product ubiquitin carboxyl-terminal hydrolase 37-like. The record is from RefSeq and is a predicted model, not a curated record. The transcript has 15 exons. Gene Ontology annotation, cellular component: cytosol; nucleus. Gene Ontology annotation, biological process: protein deubiquitination; G1/S transition of mitotic cell cycle. The coding region runs from base 1436 to 2572 and encodes 378 amino acids. NCBI's taxonomy places the organism in Eukaryota, Metazoa, Chordata, Actinopteri, Carangiformes, Carangidae. Gene Ontology annotation, molecular function: cysteine-type endopeptidase activity; cysteine-type deubiquitinase activity.